ACCUCGAGAUGACUAGCACCGGGAAUUGAAGCAGUGAGCCCGUACCUACCUAUCUACUACUACUAUAUGCCACUCCAAAUACUCGCAGAAUUAAACGGUAGUCUUUGUCACUUAAUUGGCGCCGAAGCCUCAUAUAUACUACGUAUGUGUUAACCUUGCGAAGCUGCAAUGUUGCACUUGCACUGCACUCGCCUCGCCGCGAUCUGAUCGCCAUGGAUCACGUCCUCGCCUGCGUCGGCAUCCUCGUCGCCUUCACGCCGCUGUUCCUCCUUGCCGUGCUCCCGCUCAAGCUGACGAACGGCGGCGACGGGGUGAAGCUGCCGCCUGGCCCGUGGCGGCUGCCGGUGAUCGGGAGCAUGCACCACCUGAUGGGCGAGAGCCUCGUCCACCGCGCCAUGGCCGACCUCGCGCGCCGGCUCGACGCGCCGCUCAUGUACCUCAAGCUCGGGGAGGUCCCCGUCGUGUUGGCCUCGUCGCCGUGCGCCGCCCGCGAGAUCAUGCGGGCGCACGACGUCGCGUUCGCGAGCCGGCCGCUGAGCCCCACCGUGCGGCGGAUGCGCCCCCCCCCCCCCCGGCGACGGCAGCUCCGCAAGAUCUGCGUCGUCGAGCUGCUCAGCGCGCGCCGCGUCCGGACGUUCCGCCGCGUCAGGGAGGAGGAGGUGGCCCGCCUCGUGGGCGCGCUCGUGUGUUUGGCCCAUGUGGCCCAGAAGUGGUUGUAUAGUGGUGGUUUAGAUCUCUUUAGUGGAGGGAGUGAGACAUCUGCAACCGUGAUCCAAUGGGCCAUGUCGGAGCUCAUGAAGAAUCCAAGGGUUAUGCGAAAGGUACAGGCUGAGUUGCGUGACAAACUAGCAGGGAAGCCAAGGGUGACAGAGGAUGAUUUGUCCGACCUAAAGUACUUAAAGCUCGUUAUUAAGGAGACCUUAAGGCUUCACCCUGCAGCGCCCUUGCUUGUCCCGAGACAAUGCCGUGAGCCGUGCAAGAUCAUGGGAUAUGAUAUUCCAAAAGGUACCACCGUAUUUGUUAAUGCGUCUAUUGGCAGGGAUCCUAAUUAUUGGGAUGAUGCUGAGGUGUUUAGGCUAGAGCGGUUCGCAAAUAGUACCAUAGACUUCAAAGGCAUGGACAUGGAGUUCAUACCAUUCGGGGCGGGAAGGAGGAUGUGCUCUGGUCUAGCCUUUGCGGAAGCUAUUAUAGAUCUACUGUUUUCUACCCUGCUCUUCCACUUCGACUGGGAGCUCCCUUGCGGAAUGACAGCAAGUGAGCUGGACAUGAUAGAGGAGAUGGCCCUUACUGUUCGGAGGAAGAACGACCUUCACCUCCGCCCCAUCCUCCGUGUGCCGCAAACUCAAACUUCUUCUGCACUUCUAUUUUGUGAGAGAGCUCAAACUUCUUCUGUAUUUCUGUUUUGAAAGAGAGUUCAAACUUCUGUUUGUUUUGAGAGAGUACUUUUGUUUAUUUUGUUUUGAGAGAGAGAGAGAGCGCGCGCGCUCAAACUUCGUUUGCACUUUUGUUUUGAGAGGGGGAAUGCGCACUUUAUUUCGGUAAAUAAAAUGAAUCACGACGUGGUUUCAUCAGAAAAGAAAUAAGGCUAUAAACUUCAGUGUGAAAUUCUACAAGUCAAAAAAAAAGUUGGUGCAUCUGCAAGAUCCAUUUCUGGGACAUGCGCUCUGACUCACUAAGGCGAUACAGAUUAUUGGAACAAUAGAUUUAUGUUCUGAAACAGGGAUGUUAGAUUUAUGUUUUAAAAAUAGGAAGCUAGAUUAUGCACUUCGAGAAAUGCUUACAGUUUUUUGCACGAUAAAUACACUAAAUCUUUGUACUCCUGUUGUAACACCUUGACUACCAUUAAUAAAAUAGUUAUAAGGUAGAGCCCCUCUACCUUUUUCAGUCAAAAAAUAAAUAAAUACACUAAAGCUGAGCAGCAAAUUCUGUACAAUUUUUCCA
Oryza sativa Japonica Group (Japanese rice) is the source of this 1941-nucleotide messenger RNA. NCBI's taxonomy places the organism in Eukaryota, Viridiplantae, Streptophyta, Magnoliopsida, Poales, Poaceae. The record is from RefSeq and is a predicted model, not a curated record.